UUGAAAUUUAAAGGUGAAUUUUUCAGUUUAUAAAAUGAAACGUGUGCACCCAAGUGGUGCAAGUAAAAGAAAAAAGAAGGAGAGGAAAUCUUUCGAAAUAAAACAAAGUUCACAAAGUUUGAAUUUAUGGUUAGCUGGUUCCAGUUCCAAUCCUGAAAACAUUGAAAAAACGCAAACAGGAAACGAAGAUCAAAUUGAGCCUCCUUCAAUCCAAGCAGAGGCUACUGUAGCUACAUCGUCGGGUGGGAGUGAAAAUAAGAGGGAAGAAACUACUACUAGCAAUCAAAAUUUUCUAGACCUAAAUCUAGACCACCCCAAACCGUCGUUGACGCAUUUCGACAGGGAUUCGUCAAUAAGCUCUGACUCUGAUUCAGAAAUCAGCGAUGAAGAAUCUAAACAAGACACGCUUGAUGCUUCUAAGAAAAACCUUGGUUGUUUCAUAUGUCCAAAUGAAAGUGAUCACAUUGGAAUAAAAAAAGCUUUUAUGGAAAAACAUCCAAUCCAAGUUCAUGAGGGAAAAGGAGUUAAACUUCCGUUUGAUCCAUCCAAACUCUACUAUCGUCUUUUGCCGAAUGGAGAAAAAAUACACAGAAAAUGGUUAUCUUAUUCCAUUGAGCUCAACAAAGUAUAUUGUUCUUGUUGUAUGGCUUUCGGAGGCAAGGAUAACAGAGAUUCCACAUUUAUUACUGGACAUGAUGUUACACCAAAACACAUUUAUAAAUCGCUGGAAACUCAUGAAAACUCCCAUUAUCAUGAACUUGCGGCCAAGACAGCUUUUCAAUGCCUAAAAGGUCGUGAUAUUGAGAGUCUUCUAGCGGGACACCAAUCUAAACAACGGGAAAGAGAAGUUCACACAAGAAGAUUAGUUGUUCAUCGUUUGAUUGACAUAGUUUUAUUUCUGGGUAGACAAGGCAUUGCUUACAGAGGGGACAAAGCAGAAGGGGCCUACUCACUUGACUCUGUAGAAAAUCAUGGUAAUUUUCUCGAACUUGUCAUGAUGGUUGCAAACUAUGACGUCAUUUUACAAAACCAUGUGAAACAGUGCAUUGAGGAGAGUAAGAAACAUAAACAAAAAACAAUUGAGAAAAGAAAACUUGUCGGAAAGUCAACCAAAAGACAGUACGGGCGAGGCUCUUUGAUCACAUUUUUGUCCAAAUCGUUUAUAAACAAGUUAAUUAAAACGAUUGCUACAAUUGGACGUAAUAUCAUAUUGAAAGACCUCAAAGAUAGUAUUAUUUACAGCGUGAUGGUAGACUCUACCCAAGAUGUGGCAGUGAUGGACCAAUUAGCUAUAUGCGUACGCUACGUUGUCCAAGGAAAGGUUUAUGAAAGGCUACUAGAGAUGACUGUUAUUGAUGACUCUAGUGGACAAGCAUUGUACGAGCGAAUAACAUCGGAAUUAGCAAAGUACGGAAUUCAAGCAUCAAAUAUAGUUGCGUGUUCAUUCGACGGGGCAAGUAAUAUGAAAGGGUGUUACAAUGGCUUACAGGCUCACUUCAAAAAGGCAAAUGAAAAUAUGAUUUAUACUCACUGUAUGGCUCACGUCUUAAACUUAGUAGUAGCUGACUCGACAGUAAAGUUUCUUCAAGCAGAAAACGUAUUUGGAUUGGUAGAGGAAUCUGCAGUUUUUCUGAGUACAUCUUACAAACGAAUGGCAGUGUGGGAGAAAGAAACAAAAAAACAACAUACCGCCCACGACAAACUUUAUAGACUGCAAAAAAUAGGAGCCACUAGGUGGAGUAAACAUAAGGCUCUGUCAUCGAUAAUUGAUGAAAGUGUUUUAAGGAGCGGGGAAAUUGCCACGGACAAAUUAACUAACGUCAUUACCGUAUUCAAAGAAAUAUCUGAUGGUAAUUUUGAUUGCAAAUCCAGAUAUAUGGCCAGAAAUUUGGCAAGUCAAUGGGCGAAAUUUGAAAACCUAUUUAUUUCAUUCGUUUUACUAGAUAUGUUUCUUGUUAUAACGCCUGUUUCGAAAUAUUUGCAAACUAAAACAUUGGACUACGCUAUUGCUUGGGAUUUGGUUCAAACACUACUUAAACAGAUCAAUGAAAAAAGAAAUGACAAACAUUUUGAAUUUUUGUACACGAAAACAAAAGAGUAUGCGACUGCUGUUAACAGUAAAUUGGAAGAUAGCAAUAUUGAUUUGGAAUUACAAUUGGACUUUACGGAAAGAAGAAUUUCAAAGAAAAAACGAAUGCCUGGGGAACAAUCCAGUGAUGAUGCUCCUGAAAUAUCAGCAGCUCAACAUUUCAAGCAUGUAUUUUUCAAUAUGUUAGACUGUGCUAGAAUAAGCAUAGAAGAAAGAUUUUGCCCCAACAGAGAAAUUUUAGAGGACCUUUCUUGGUUAAAUCCAAGAAAAUUUAAUGACAUAAUGACGACAAAAGACUUUCCGGCUGGAGUCCUCUCUUGUAUCUCAAAACUUUGCAAUGUUGAAAGAAGUAUAUUAUUAAUAGAACUUAAACAAUUUGCAGAUCAGUACAAAAGUUUCAUAAAAGUUGUAAAAACUCAAGAUGAACAGAUCCCAGACGAAGAAUCAAACAAAGCAGAAGAAAUUUUAAAAGACCGUGAACUCGAUUCGGAACCUGAAUCAGAAGAAGACAAUUUUCGUGGUUUCUGCAAUGACAGUAAAAAAUGUUUCAAGUGUUUGUCAUGCGCCUUCUCAGUUAUUUUUGAACUCUCUGGAUCAGGAUUGUUCACUAACUUAUAUGUAGUUUAUAAAUUUAUCCUAACGAUACCCUGUACACAGGUUACAUGUGAACGGGUUUUUUCGAAGUUAAAAAUAAUUAAGAAUCGUCUUAGGGCUAGUUUAGGCCAAGACCUUAUGUCUAGCCUUAUUUUUAUGAACAUAGAGAGAGACUUGUUUUCUGACAUCGACAGAGAAGAAAUCAUUAAUGUCGUGGCCAGUAGUAGUGACGAACUUAAAAGAAAACUGAUGGGAUAGGCUAGGCAAUCGUUAAUAAGGCUACUAUCACUAUGGUAGGAAUUUUUGUCGUCUUUCUACGGUUAACACAAUUUUUUUUUAACUUCUUUAUGUAAUAAUUAUUUAUGUUAUUGGGGGGGGGGGGGGGGCUCAAAUCACCAUCUAGCCG
Helicoverpa zea (corn earworm) is the source of this 3089-nucleotide messenger RNA. RefSeq lists its product as uncharacterized. Lineage: Eukaryota; Metazoa; Arthropoda; Insecta; Lepidoptera; Noctuidae. The transcript has 2 exons. The record is from RefSeq and is a predicted model, not a curated record. Bases 35 to 2941 code for a protein of 968 amino acids. Gene Ontology annotation, molecular function: protein dimerization activity.